Molecule: messenger RNA, 1506 nt
Organism: Aspergillus steynii IBT 23096
Lineage: Eukaryota; Fungi; Ascomycota; Eurotiomycetes; Eurotiales; Aspergillaceae
Product: nucleic acid/nucleotide deaminase domain-containing protein
Exons: 1
Coding region: 1-1506 (501 amino acids)
Source: RefSeq, a predicted model, not a curated record
AUGUGUUCGUUGCGCAUCCUAUACAGGUUGGGUUUAAGGGCGAGUAGAAAGCAGACCAGGAAGUCGAAGAGACCACUUAGGGAGAUCUUGCAGAACGUAGCAAGGUGUGCCAAACAAGUCGCGGCGAAGUCAGGCUCAAGCAAAUCUCUUCGGGCCACUGCACUAUUAUUCCGAGAUAAAGCCAGAGAAGUUACGGGUCUGAUAGAUUCGUGGCAGGGUCAUCAGACUGUUGCUCGCUUGCGUGACUUGGUCAGGGGAAUAAACCACUUGCACCAAGUGAACCAGCUCAGCGACCUGCUUAACGAGAUACCGGCACCAGAACUACAGAACGAGGCGAAGGAAAGCUUCCUGAACGCCAUCGGAAAAGUCUCCCGGUACGCCGAAGCUCCUAGGAUACUUCGACGGAUAGCAAAAAGGUUCCGCUCAGCACGAUAUAUGACGGCAAUCCCCGUCAAACUUCCUAAGGAUGCGUUCUGUCUCCCAUCGAACGGCGCAUACGCUCCUGACAUAGGGUCUUCCGUUGCUCGAAUUGACCAUCAAUACUCUGACCGGAAGAGGUUGAACCGGGUUUUCCAUCUUCUGGGCUACACCGAGGCGCAAUCUGCAUCCCUGUUCUCAGGACAGGUGCUCAGGACAUUACGAGAAGCUAAGAUUCAUGCGGAAAUCCAGCUAAUAAUUUACUGCGAACUGCAAAGACCGGCAUUUCCCCCCCGUGUCAUCUGCUCUAGCAAAGACGCCUGCUUCUUAUGCAGCGCGUUUAUUUCCCUGCACAAGCAAAUGCAUACGCCGAGAAGCCACGGGAGAUUGUACCCCGGUUGGCGACUGCCGUCCGUACCUCAGUUAAAAGAAUUAGAGGAACGCUUCAACAAGACACUUGAGAAUUCUAUCAAGGAGAGCCUCUCUGUGCUCUUCGCCAGGCAAAGGAAAACAACAUACCCGCCUCCCAACGAAAGCACCCUUCUCACCAUUCCCAUCUCAGAGACAACCAUAUCUGGCUUGGUGCAACUUGACUCAGGGCAGCUGUCGUGUGAAAAGAGCGUUCAGCUACACUCCCAGACGACUAAGCCACAUAAAGUGCCCGAAUCUGGGAACCCAAGUCAUGCAAGCAUUCCCUGUGGCCCAGCUUGCGAAGGCAGCACAACAUAUCUAGGAUUCUCGUCCAUAGUCAAAGGCCAGGAUCCAGACAGCAAGAUAAUAAUCAAGCGAGAGCUGUCGCAAGGCAUAGUGUUGCAUGACAGUAUCGAUCCUGGCGGGAGCUCGGCAUGUUAUAUCGCUGGGCCGAUAAAACUUACGAUAGAACACGCGACGGGGCUAGAAGGUAUAAAAUACAGUGUAGAAUGGCUCACUGCGGAAGAGAUAAAAGAUUUGCAGAGUACAGCUCAUCCGCCUUUGUCCGUGGAUUUAGGAUCCCUGGCAAGCGAACUGUCGAUACGAAAUCACAACAGUGUCUGCAUAUUGGUGAAAGGAACGGCGUUGAGGCUUGAUUGGGAGUCAAAAAGUACAUAA